Messenger RNA from Poecile atricapillus (Black-capped chickadee), 2842 nucleotides. It is a transcript of the gene BTRC, whose product is annotated as beta-transducin repeat containing E3 ubiquitin protein ligase. Bases 176 to 2119 code for a protein of 647 amino acids. Gene Ontology annotation, molecular function: protein dimerization activity. The transcript is spliced from 17 exons. The record is from RefSeq and is a predicted model, not a curated record. Lineage: Eukaryota; Metazoa; Chordata; Aves; Passeriformes; Paridae.
ACCUUUGCCAGGGACACGGCCGGGGACUCCAUUUCCCGUGGGCCUGCGGAGCGGCGCAUGCGCCGUACGGGCAGCGAGGCGAGGUGGGGGGGCGCGGGGCAGCGCAGGUUCCCGUCUGCGCUGGCUGCGGCCUUCACUGAGCGGGGGGGCGGCCCCGGCCCGGCCCCGCAGGACGAUGGACCCGGCCGAGGCCGUCCUGCAGGAGAAGGCGCUCAAGUUCAUGCCCCGAAUACACAUGCCAAAAGAUGGAUUUCAGCUUAUAUCUUCUGGAUACCAAGCAUGGCUAAAGCAGUGCUCUAUGCCCAGAUCUCUGUGGCUGGGCUGCUCCAGCCUGGCGGACAGCAUGCCCUCGCUGCGAUGCCUGUAUAACCCAGGGACUGGCGCACUCCCAGCUUUCCAGAAUUCCUCUGAGAGAGAAGACUGUAAUAAUGAUGAGCCCCCUAGGAAGAUCAUUCCUGAGAAGAAUUCACUUAGACAGACCUACAACAGCUGUGCCAGACUGUGCUUAAACCAGGAAACAGUAUGUCUAGGAAGCACUGCUAUGAAGACUGAAAAUUGUGUGGCCAAAACAAAACUUGCCAAUGGCACUUCCAGUAUGAUUGUGCCCAAGCAAAGAAAACUGUCUGCAAGCUAUGAGAAGGAGAAGGAGCUCUGCGUCAAGUACUUUGAACAGUGGUCCGAGUCUGAUCAGGUGGAGUUUGUGGAGCACCUCAUCUCCCAGAUGUGUCACUACCAGCACGGACACAUAAACUCAUACCUCAAACCCAUGUUACAGCGGGACUUCAUCACUGCACUGCCAGCUCGGGGAUUGGAUCACAUUGCUGAGAACAUUCUGUCAUACCUGGAUGCCAAAUCUUUGUGUGCUGCUGAGCUGGUGUGCAAGGAGUGGUACCGGGUGACAUCUGACGGGAUGCUAUGGAAGAAGCUCAUUGAGAGAAUGGUCAGAACAGAUUCCCUGUGGAGGGGUUUGUCAGAGAGGAGAGGAUGGGGGCAAUAUCUAUUUAAAAAUAAACCUCCUGAUGGAACUGCGCCACCCAACUCCUUCUACAGAGCACUUUACCCCAAAAUUAUACAAGACAUAGAGACAAUAGAGUCGAACUGGCGGUGUGGAAGGCACAGUUUACAGAGGAUCCACUGCCGAAGUGAGACAAGCAAAGGGGUUUAUUGUUUACAGUAUGAUGAUCAGAAGAUAGUAAGCGGCCUAAGAGACAAUACUAUUAAGAUCUGGGAUAAGAAUACAUUGGAAUGCAAGCGAAUUCUCACGGGACACACGGGUUCUGUCCUGUGCCUCCAGUAUGAUGAACGGGUGAUCAUUACUGGAUCUUCAGACUCAACAGUCAGAUGUCCAUGCAAAUCGCUGUCAAGGAGAAAUGAGAAUCUAAGCCAAGGCCAGUCAAGAGUGUGGGACGUGAAUGCAGGCGAGAUGCUGAAUACACUGAUCCACCACUGCGAAGCUGUGCUGCACCUCCGCUUCAACAAUGGCAUGAUGGUGACGUGUUCCAAGGACCGCUCCAUCGCCGUGUGGGACAUGGCCUCCCCAACAGACAUCACCCUGAGGAGGGUGCUCGUGGGGCACCGAGCUGCUGUCAACGUAGUGGACUUUGAUGACAAGUACAUUGUAUCAGCAUCAGGUGACAGAACUAUAAAGGUAUGGAACACUAGUACCUGCGAAUUUGUGCGCACCUUAAAUGGCCACAAACGAGGCAUUGCAUGUCUGCAGUACAGAGACAGGCUAGUAGUGAGCGGCUCUUCAGAUAAUACCAUCAGGCUCUGGGAUAUCGAGUGUGGGGCGUGUUUACGAGUACUGGAAGGCCAUGAAGAGUUGGUGAGAUGCAUUCGCUUCGAUAACAAGAGGAUAGUCAGUGGGGCAUAUGAUGGGAAAAUUAAAGUAUGGGAUCUUGUGGCUGCUUUGGAUCCCCGUGCUCCAGCAGGGACCCUCUGCUUGCGAACCCUUGUGGAGCAUUCUGGAAGAGUCUUUCGACUUCAGUUUGAUGAGUUCCAGAUCGUCAGCAGCUCACAUGAUGACACCAUCCUCAUCUGGGAUUUUCUGAAUGAUCCAGCUGCCCAGGCAGAAUCCACUCGUUCCCCGUCCAGAACAUACACCUACAUCUCCAGAUAAAUAACACUACACUGUACCUCACUCGCACAGAAGGAAGAAGAGUUUCUGCAGAGCGAGUAGAGCAGCUGGUGCCUAACAAGAGGAUGCAGAUGGCCUGACCCUGGGCAGUUGUCACCAGGCAGGAGGGUUUUGCCAAGAACCUCCCUCUGAAGUGAUGACCAUUCUCCUCACUCUGCAGCAAGCUGAUUCAAGAUUACAGCUUGGCCAGGGGAGGAGACACUGAGGCACAAGCACAAACCCAGGCAAAUUAAAUUGAGAUGCAUCAAUGUGCAAAAUAAUAUACUGAUAGGGCCUAGCCCUUGUUCUCUCUCGCAUAGCAUGGAUGUUAAAUUAUUCAUAUCAGAGCCUGCUUGGUUUGCUCAUCACCUUUUGUCUUGGCCAGCACAGUGUGGGCAGGACAAAAUGUUUCAUGUGUUUGGGUCAGUUGUAAAGUGAAUUUUUUGCAUAUGAGUGAAGUGGGAUAACAUGUUUGCCUGCAUGGGUGCGUACAUGCACAAUUACUGUUGAUAGCAGUAAACAUAAGAGAGAAGAAUGGCAGAAGAGCUGACAGGCUUCUGCAAAAGGGUGUCCACAGUGACAUUUUCCCAUGAAAGUGCUCUGUCAGGGGGCACAUCCUGUAUCCUGUUUGGUAACUGUACAGUGAUGCUCUGGACCUGUCAGAUCUUGAUCAAACACUCUGAUCAAUCAGAUGUUAUUUUAAAUCAUUAAAAGGCUUAGUAUGAA